Puma concolor (puma) is the source of this 384-nucleotide messenger RNA. The record is from RefSeq and is a predicted model, not a curated record. NCBI's taxonomy places the organism in Eukaryota, Metazoa, Chordata, Mammalia, Carnivora, Felidae.
AUGGCCUUAAUUUCCAGAACCCACAACGGGAGGCCUGGCACGGAGCAUGCGUCCCCCGACCGCGGUGCCCUGCAGUGCUACUCCUGCGAGGCCCAGGUGAGCAACCAGAACUGCCUGCACGUGAAGAAUUGCACCCACUCUGAUACCCAAUGCUGGACCCAGCGCAUCCGUGCCGUUGGCUUCCUGACCGUCAUUAGCAAGGGCUGCACCUCGCACUGUGUGGACGACUCCCAGAACUACUACUUGGGCAAGAGGAACAUCACGUGUUGCUCCAGCGACCUGUGCAAUGCCAACGGGGCCCAUGCCCUGCAGCCAGCUCUUGUCACCCUGGCGCUGCUCACUGUUCUCGGUGGCCUGCUGCUCUGGGGCCCUAGCCGGAUGUAG